Molecule: messenger RNA, 1975 nt
Organism: Caenorhabditis elegans
Lineage: Eukaryota; Metazoa; Nematoda; Chromadorea; Rhabditida; Rhabditidae
Source: the annotation of a RefSeq genome assembly
CAUUUCCGACGUUGAGGCGUCGAUUCAUCCGCGGAUCCGACACGGAAUCCAUAGAAAUGGAGAGACUCCUGUUAGAUUCUUCGCUGGAAUUUCUACAGAUCCUCGCAGUUUGAUUGCCCUGAUAAUCAGCAGCACAUUCCCAUCCAAACUCCAGAGACGUCUAAAGUUUAUUUGGAAUCUCUCGCCGGAGUGGAUGUUUGCCAAGCAUCUCAAAUUGUGUCUCCAUUCGAUUUUUCCGAUGAUGAAAAUCCGCCAAACGCUCAGCGCCGGCAUUGAGCCCCAAUUGGAUGAACCGGAAAGCCCGCCGAGAAUGAACGACGUUAUUGAUUGGAAAACUUGGAAAACAGAAACUCCUCGUCGUAAUCCCAGCUUUAAUCGUCAAGUAGCCGCGACAGUUGCACCGAAAUCGCCUCUAAUUCGUCAUCAUCAUCACACUGGAUCUGGAGAUGGAUGCAAUUCCAUUUGUGAAUAUAUCUCCGAAUCGGCUUCAACAAUCACCGACUCCUGCCGCCUCGUCGCCUCGGAACGAGUCACCUACAUCGACCAACCCGUCCCCCCAUCCGAAUAAUUUAUUUUUUUAAUUUAUUUUUUCAAAUUGUAUUUUAUUUUUUUAAAUAAUAAAAAUUUGUAUGAACUAUUAAUUGUCAUUAAUGAACCGCAAAUUUCAAAUAUAUGGCGAAAAACGGGUGAACAACUAGCUGGGCAUUUGCGCGUCUUCAUCAUUUACCGGUCCGUUUUCCGCCAGUUUUUCAUCGAAUAGCGGCUCGGGCCUUCGCCAAAGCCAUGUACCGUUUUCGCGAAAUAGCGGCCCGUCACCCGAUGAAUAUUCGCAUGACGCGGUUUACCUGUGUAUACCCCCGGCGGCGCAGGCAAGUUGAGAGGGUUAUUUUGAGACAACUGGUGGACUAAAGUGGGUGGCAUGUUGAUCCUGUUCUUUCUGUUGGGAUGUGGGUAUUUUCUAACGUCCACUCCGCUCUGAAAAGAUGACAGCAGGUGGUGUGUCGAUAUGUAUGACCCUAUGACGCUUAUUGAGCACAGUAAUCGAUAUUGCACAUCACCUACUCAACCAACCACUCAUUUUUCGUUCAUUUGUAUCUACUGCACCGUUUGUCUGUAAAUGUCGUCUGUUACACCAUUCCCUAUAUGCAAACUCCCAUUUAGUGCGCUCUCUGAAGUACUUAAUCACAUGAACACCGUAGAAAUAUUUUACCUUCUUGACACUUCGAAAAAUGCAAAGCGUGUCGUUUCAAAGUCCAUCAGAAAUUUUGAAUUUCGAAAGGAAGAUGCAAAAAAGCGAUAUUUCUGCAUCUCAUUAAUUGCAAAUCGGGAUCAUAUUGAAGUCCGUUUGAGUCGUCAAAACACAUUCUAUAUCGGAAAUAUAGAAAAUAUCGAAAAAAAAUUGAAGAGAAAAUCAAUUAUUUAAUCGAAAGCUUUGGGCCCUGUUGGUUGAUAUUGAAAAUCGAUAACAUAUACGAAGAAGAUGUUUUAUCAGUUAUACAGAUGCUUAUAACGCACCGGCUUUUGUUGGUAAAGCGUCAUUCACAGGGUAUAGCAUAUCUGAUCAAAUUUUCCAACACCUUCUAGCACUAAGACCACGCCAAUUGCUUGUUAAUGUCACAAUUCCUCACAAUUUGAGCAGAAACAAUUUGGACCAGUUUUACAAGCUUAGUGCUGACAAUAUUAGUUUAAAUCGCAUAAACGUAUCCAGUGAACAAUUGAAUCGUUUUAUCAAACAAUGGAAGACAGGUAGCGUUCUACACCAGUUUUAUGUCAGAGAAAUGGACAUCAACCUCGUGAAGUCAAUAAUUAUUGAAGACACAGAUUACACUGAGAAGUUGGCUUAUUUUUUUUGCUUUGAAAUAGUCUCAUGUGCUUUCAGAUUGAACGGUCCCGUUUCCCGAUUUCAUAUAAGGCAAACCCGUGGUUACAGAGGGGCUAGCUUCAGAAUCCAGGAUCAUUGUUUCCAGUUUUCAUA